UGUCUUUUGAUGAGAAUUUGUACCGAUGGUCAUAAAUUCCGAUAGGUUACAAAGUUGAUAUUUCAUAUCUUGAUAUAUUUUUUUAUAAAAUUAUUUAGUAUUUAAAUUCCACGAAUAUAAAAUAAAAAAUAAAAUCAAAAUGAUGGGCACCGAUAAUAGUUUUUUUGAAAAAACAAUGAACUCAUACGGAACAAUAAAAACAAACAGAAGUUUAUUGCAAACAAGAAACAAAAAAGUUUACCCGACUUUUAAACCUCUGAUCCAGCGGGUAAUAAAUUUCAAAGCAUUCGCAGGAGUUAAGCACAAGAAAAUAGUUUUAAAUGAUUUUUCUUCGAGUAAAAACAAUGACGAAGCUGAUCGGUUUAGUUUACUGAUACCUUAUGCUGAUCAGAUGUUGAAUUGGAAAAUUUUAUUCGAUCAAUCGAACCCAGAACUGGGUCCGGAUUUUGAGUUUGAUGAUAAGACAUUUCUAACUGAUCCUGAUUUAGAAGAACUGGAAAAUAAUGUGCCGAGUCUCGUUAAUUGGGACCCACGUGAUCCUGAUUCUUUGAUUAAAGUCAUAAUGGAAUUUAUUGUCUACUAUCGCAAACACCAGGUCGAAAAGUUAAAAAAUUAUGAACGUUUGUCACGUGAAUACGAGAUGUUAUUGCAAAAUACAGAAGUAUGUGAAGAAGACGUCGAAGUAAUUUUAGUACCCGACACAAUAGAUCCACACGAAGCGCGUUUUUUUAUACGCAUUGCACUAGAUUUUUCACGGUUACCUCGACGCAGCGGCAAUGAAACAGACCGAGAUGCCAUUACGUUACAAGUGACAUUUUCUCAAUUACACUGGACUCGUGUUGUCCCUCUACUGUAUUUGUCAACCAGCUUAGAAGACGUCCUCGGAAAUUCAAAUACUCUUCAUUUACCGCCUUUUCAGCCAGCUAAGAACCUGAUGAAAUACGUUCAGGAAAUAAAGAAACUAAUAACUGAUAAAAUGAAUGCAGUGAUAGAAAAUUUUGAGAAGAAACGCGACUUUGUAACGACAGCUCUCGUGUUGCAAGGCGCCAGUAUUAUGGAAUACGACGCUCUUGACUUUUCGUUCAUUACUCUAUUACUUAAUCACAAUGAUUUCCAUUUCUUUUUACAUAUCAGUCUAACAAAUAAGUUUCCGUCUGAACCACCAAGAUACACACUGCAGUCUUGCUAUCAAACUAAUCUCGGUAAUGAACUUCCUAAGCAACUUGUUUAUAAUAUUCCCUACAGCCCGCGUUGGGAAUCCAUUAGAAUGAUUACCGAAGCUUUUAAUUAUAUUUUGGAAAACGAAGUUGAGAAAUUUAAAAGAUCGUCAAGAAAUCGUCGAUGGUGAUUAGUAAUAAUUAUUAUUAUUUAUUAAUUAAUGAUUAUUAUUAUUAUUAUUUAUCUUAAAAGUAUUCAGUUCUUAUAUUAUUAUUGUGUUUAUUUAAAUAAUUUAUGCGACAAGAUUUCACGUUAAAAAAAAUGAGUACUUGAGCAUUUAAAUUUUUUUAAGAAAUUAUUUAAAUAAUUUUUCACUUAUGAAAUAUUUUUUUUUUUGGUUUAAAAAAUUAAUAGAGGUUUAAAUUUUAUGAAACCAAAAAUAGUUUAUAAUUUCAAUGCUUUUGACUAUUAUUUUUAUUUUGUUGUAAGUUAAAUAAUGUAAUAAGUGGUUCUUUUGUGAAUUUAGUAAAUUUGGAAGUUGAUGAUUUUUAAAAAUUAUUUUGAAUAAAAAAAAAUUUGUGGGGAAGGCAUCAGUUGCUUACAUGAUUUUUUCGUACAUUGGAAAUUCUUACUGCUGUUGGCUACUAAAAUUUAUUCUACGGUUCUAUUGCCUAUGGAAAUAUUAAAUAUAUAAUUUAAUUGCAUACAAAAUAAUUGCACUGUUCUAUUGCCUAGAAAAAUAAUUCAUGAUGUUCAAUUGAUUGCUAUUUAAUUGUGAACCCAAAUCAAAGAAAUUCCUAAUUAAUGUACACAAGCUUCUGAUUUAUUUGCUAAGAAAAUCUUGUACUUGUUGAGGAGAAAUAACCAACGGUCAAGACCGACCACUUGAUAAAAAAAAGGCAGCUGGUCUGAAAAAUAUCAGAACCUCGGUAGUCUUCACAAUAGCAACUGGAAAACUUGACAGAGUUUUCCAUCAGAAAUUAGUAGGGACAAGAUUUUUGCCUUAUUUUUUAAAUGAAUAGUUCAAAUUUUUGAUAUUACGGCGAAAAUAUUGGUCUUAUUAAAAAAGUUUUCGAACAAAAGUUGUAGGAAAUUUAAUUUUCUAAAAAAAAUGUAUCCUAUAAUUUUCGUAUACGAUCAAUAUUUUCACCGUAAUUCAAAAAUUAAGAUUCAUAAUGAAUGAUUCAAAAUUUGAUUAAUUAUGAAAAUCUUAAUUUUGAAAUUACGGGUUUCUUAUUAAUCCUAAGAAAAAAUUAUAAGAGACAUUUUUUUUAGACAAUUAAAUUUCCUACAACUUUUGUUUGAAAAAUUUUUUAAUAAGACCAAUAUUUUCCCCGUAAUAUAAAAAAUUUCACACCACUAAUUAUUAAUUAUUUUUAAAUUAACGCAAAAAUCCUGGCCCUAGAAAUUAGUGACCUGAUCAGGUGAUUCUCUGCGUCGACUAUGAGAUUCAACCCAGUGUCUUAUUAUGGACAUGGCGAGUUAUACUUUUGUCAAGACUACCGCGGUUCUGAUAUUUUACAGAUCAAUCGUCUUUUUUUUAUCAAGUGAUCGGUCUUGAACGUUGGUCAUUUCUCCUCAACAAGUACAGGAUUUUCUCAGCAAAAUCAGAAGCUUGUCUACAUUAAUCAGGAAUUUCUUUGAUUUGGGUUCACAAUUAAAUAGCAACUAAUUGAACAUCAUGAAUUAUUUUUCUGUAGGCAAUAGAACUGCAAUUAUUUUUUUCGCAAUUAAAUUACAUAUUUAAUAUUUCCGUAGGCAAUACAACCGUAGAAUAAAUUUUAGUAGCCAACAGCAGUAGGAAUUUCCAAUGUACGAAAAAAUAUUGUAGCAAUUGAGUGUAAUUGUAAUAAAAAUUAAAUAAUUUAUUAAAAAAAAAAAAUAAUCAACUUCCGGAUCAAAGUGAUAAAGUUUCUAAUAAAAAAUUUAAUUAAACAGUUAAUUGAUUUGUCUUUUUUUAAUAUGUAAGGUACAAUUAUCAUAAUUU
Molecule: messenger RNA, 3145 nt
Organism: Microplitis mediator
Lineage: Eukaryota; Metazoa; Arthropoda; Insecta; Hymenoptera; Braconidae
Product: BRISC and BRCA1-A complex member 2-like
Exons: 3
Coding region: 140-1348 (402 amino acids)
Biological process (GO): double-strand break repair
Cellular component (GO): BRCA1-A complex; BRISC complex
Source: RefSeq, a predicted model, not a curated record